Messenger RNA from Caenorhabditis bovis, 1347 nucleotides. The record is from the annotation of a GenBank genome assembly. NCBI's taxonomy places the organism in Eukaryota, Metazoa, Nematoda, Chromadorea, Rhabditida, Rhabditidae.
AUGAUAUCGAAAAAGGUUCUUGUUUUCAUUGUUACAUUCACCAGCUAUGGAUUAUACCACGCGAACAGAAAAGCACUGAGUGGUGUUAAAUCUUCAAUCAAAGCCGAUUGGUUGAGUAAUUCGACACAUAGGCCGUUGUUCAAUAAUGAAGCCGAUGCAAAACAUUUUCUUGGUUCCCUUGAUGCAAUUUUCAUGGCUGCAUAUGCUGUGGCAUUAUUCUUUUGGGGAUGGCUUGGAGAUCGUCUGAAUCCGAAAAUCGUCGUUGCUGCUGGAAUGUUUGGAUCAUCAAUUUUUCUAACAUUGUUCGGAACCCUUCCAAAAUGGCUCAACUUCUACUCAACUUUCUAUUAUGUAAUUAUAUAUAUUUGCUUUGGACUUGUACAAGCUUGCGGAUGGCCCAGCGAAAUUGCUAUAAUGGCGAAUUGGUUUGGAAAAGGAAAUCGUGGAUUUGUGAUGGGCGUUUGGGCAGCUUGUCAACCAGUCGGAAACAUAUUUGGAUCAAUGUUCACUGCUUUCGUCCUGCCGCUUGGUUAUGAGUAUACGUUCUUAUUGAACUCUGUUUUGAUUUUCAUCGGAGCAAUUGUUGUGCUCACUGCAAUCGACGAAAAACCACACACGAGCCAUUAUGAAAACAUUGAAACCCAAUCACUUCAAAGCGAAGAGCCAAACGAUACACCAAUUGGUCUCAUAAAGGCUCUUUUCCUUCCCGGUGUUUUGGCUUACUGCGUAUGUAAUGCAUGCCUUAAACUCGUAAAUUAUGCAUUCUUCUUUUGGCUUCCGUUGUAUCUUACUGAUGCUUAUCAUUGGGAAGAAUAUCAGGCAGACCAAUUGAGCAUUUGGUAUGAUUUUGGUGGAAUUAUCGGUAGUGUAAUCGGUGGAUAUAUUACUGACAAAAUGGGAAAACGGUCUCCGUUGAUUGUCGCAAUGCUCGUUUGUUCCAUUGGAUCGUUGUACUUGUAUGCGCAUGUCGGUCCCUACAUGUUCUGGAACGCUCUCGUUAUGACUACAGUUGGAGUUACCGUAUCAGGACCUUAUAAUUUGAUUGUUGGAUCAAUUUCGAUUGAUCUUGGUUCGCAGCCUGCGCUAGCUGGAAAUACACAAGCAAUGUCAACAGUUUCUGGUCUUCUCGAUGGCACUGGUUCGGCUGGAAGUGCGAUUGGCCAGAUCUUCAUACCCGUGAUUCAGGAUACAUUGGGAUGGAGGGCCGUCUUCUAUGUAUUUAUGAUUUUGAACGGAUUGGCUGUUUUAUCAAUUUUGAAACGUUGCUUCAUCGAUUUGAAGAGUUUGCAAAGAAUCAGAAAUGGCGAAGAAUCGCCGCUCCUUGAAGACGGGGAACACGAAGAUUAG